AAAUCUCAGACUGCCAAAGUAGUACUGUCAAAAAUAACUAAUUUAAGUAAAAUGUAACAAAAAAUAUUAAAAAUCAAGUGUUUUUUUUUAAUAAGUACAUAAAAAUAAAUAAUGCCUACUUUCCCCCCCAACUUUUGCUAUGGCUGCUAUCCUAAUGUAACAGUCAGUCCUAUUACGAUACAGAUAGAAAAGAAGCCUAAAUACCCUCCAUAUAAAAGGCCGACUUAUAAACCGAUAACCUUUGAACAUCUUUUUCCUCCUGGUUCGCAAGGCCAAAGUGCAGGCAGGGCAGCGACACCAUGUGAAAGAUGCGCUAAACUACUUCGCGAGAAAGAAAUUCAAUUAAUAAGGAAAGAUCAAGAACUGUUCCAACUCCAGAGGCACCUACGAAAACAUGGAGGGCGGAAACACGAUUACGGAUCCGUCCGACAGGUCGAAUUUCAGCUCAGGAAGAAAGAACAUGAACUAGCAAUACUAAAUAUGGAGAUAGCAAAACAUGAUACAACAAAGAUACCACCCCCUCUAGAAAGAUUUAAUUGUCCAUCGUGCUCCAAAUAUCUAAGUCAUAAAGAGGAACAAUUAAAAAAGAUAGAACAAGAAGUGGUCAAGCAAAUGGCUAGUCCGUAUAUAAAAGUAAGCCCGAACCCCUGCACUUGCUGCACAGACGCCUCUAUACUACAGAUUAAUGAAAAGAGCAGGAAAAAGAACAAAAAAAACUGUUUCAAAGAACUUAAUAAGAAAGAAAAGAAACUGUUAAAGAAAGAGAGAGAAAUCGAUAAGAAAAUUCAUGAGUUCAGAAAAAGGAAUCUUAAAGAAGCGAAGGAGGAUAUGAAAAAAACACCAGAUUCGUUUAUAAAAGAAGUGUAUUUGAAUUGCAAAUGUGCGUGUAAAAGGGCUAUUGUGAACAAAAGGUUUGUAGAUCCUUGUGCUUUUAAUGCUGCUGCUAAUGCUUUUACCUGCACCAUGCCAUUCCCGACGUGGAACGGCAGCUUGCGUAUGGGUCCCAACAUGCACGCGUGCACGACCAAAUGUUGCGUUAUGAAGUUACUUGGGAGUGUGGCUAACUGCUACGCCUGUCCCAUAAUCAAGAAGAAGAAACCUCCGGGGAGAUGUUGUAUCCCCAUGAGAUUAGUGAGAUGGUAUGUGUUCAGGAACAAGAAACUUAUGAAACGAAGGUGCUUUUAGAUUAACUUUAAAAGGAGCAAAGCUUUAAAAAAUAUACUUUAUUUGUGAACUAGUAAUGUGUGUUGAAAUUAAAAACAGUUUCUAUAGUUAAAGUAUGCCUACCAGUACCUACAGACGCCAGCCUACAAAACAUAGAUUCUUUAGUGGUUAAAAUAUAUGUUUGAGAUGGUAUUUU
This is a messenger RNA of Cydia fagiglandana, 1360 nucleotides long. RefSeq lists its product as uncharacterized. The record is from RefSeq and is a predicted model, not a curated record. Lineage: Eukaryota; Metazoa; Arthropoda; Insecta; Lepidoptera; Tortricidae. The transcript has 2 exons. The coding region runs from base 112 to 1185 and encodes 357 amino acids.